UUUAAGAGAUUAAAACUCGGGAAACCGAAAACAGAUUAGCAAAAGAACGGCUAUUUUAGCUAGCUCGCAGGGUUAGCAAAAAAAAAAAAAAAAAAAAAACACGAGACGCUCGUUAGCAGGCUCGACCCCGCGCCAGAUUGCAUUAGCAAAAGUGGUCAACUCGAACCGAAACACAAACUACCGACGCUUUUAUACGCUUAAAACCACAAAAUUAACUACAGCAUAGCGAACACACGAAUUUGGCGUCGUGAAUUGUGCGACAAAUGGUAACAACAUUAACAAGGCCAGAGAGCAACACUAAUCGCCGCAUUUAGACUGACCCGACCGGGGUUUGGGAGACAAAUGCGCGGAUGACACAUUAACGAUAGGGUCGCUGAAUUUCCGAGGAGUUAGAUCAGAGACACAUUGGAGGUGUAGUUCGACCGACAAGAUCACACAUGGGUGAGACGUUUCUUCCCCCAGCAAUGCCUACAUUAUGUCCCAACGUCGUCAUCAAACAUGUUACUUGUGUGAUUACCUGGUGGUUUAAUCGUUGAAAUCGUCCUCUUUCAAACCUUUUGAUGUCAGGUACUCUGUUAAAUCUGUCUGCCGUACUCCUGAGUAGACGCUUAACAACAGUAGGGGAGAAGUAGGGAGUCCUUAUGUGUGUCGUCACCCAUGGUACAUUCAAUGACUCGCAGGAAGUGUGGAGUUUGGACACUCGAGGACUCACACCGUAUUUUUAUUUUUCAAUUUCACCGGGGCUUAAGUAUCUUGACUUCUAAAAUAAAUACAUUUGAUAUAGUUUAGUCUUGUUUAUUUAUUUAUUUUAAAAAGCGCUCAAAGCGCAAUAUGGUACUUGAGUGCACAAAAAUUGGAUAAUUUGGGAUCUACGUCAACGCAGCAACAGAGCAAACGCCGAGUUUGACUUGAACCAGCUUUGAAGAUUCUUGCAGCCAUCUGUUGGCCAAAAAAUGUAGUCAACGCUUGACUCGACAAGAAAACACAAAGAAAAAAAGAAUAAACACGAAGAAUCAAACAUUGGAGCAACACAGAUAAAGAUUCCUUCACAUGGGCGUGAUCUAUAGACUGUCUAAAGUUCAGUAAAGGAUAUUGUGCAACUCACUCGUUACUGUUUGAUUCAGAAACUCUUGAACUGUUUUUGGACGAGGCCGAUCAUGCAGAUCAACAUAAGGAUUUUGUUUGUUUACUUGGCAAUCACGCUUAGCUUUUCCAGCUGUUUUCUCAACAAAGGCAGUCAAAGUAUCCCAAAAAUUGCCAAAUAUUUCGGCACGAAAGGGCGCUAUGAGGAGGUCAACCCCUAUCUUUUAGAGGACAUCUUGGCCGUCAACAAGUCCGUCCUGCGGCCUCCGUCCUCGCAAUGUCGUCCUGUUCAUCUGACUGCUAUCGUAAGACACGGCACCAGAUACCCGACGAGCAACAUCUUCAAGCACAUGCAAAAGUUGUACGCGGCGGUGAAAAGCGCCACUCCCGGGAAAGAAAGUUGGGUGUGUGAUAUCCAGAGUCAUUGGCGGAUGUGGUACCCCGAGGACACGGACGGUCGCUUGGCCCACAAAGGUGUGGACGAUCACAAACAUCUGGCGGUCAGGUUGGCCAAGCUUUUCCCCUUGCUGCUUUCUGAGGAAAACCUUCGAGGGGGAUUCAUCAAGUUUAUGAGCAGUUCUAAGCACAGGUGCAUCAACAGUACUCGCUCUUUUAUGGCCGGCCUGACAGAGCUGUGGAAUAUUCAAGAUCAGACAUUUGACUUGGAGGUAAACGACGCACUCAUGAAACAUUUCAGCCUGUGCACCAAAUUUGUGAAGGAUGUCGUCGAGAACCCCUCGGCCUUAUCGGAGGUCGACAAGUUCAAAGCAGGGCCCGAGAUGAAGAGGGUGCGGGAGAAGAUGGCCAAACAACUCACAGUCCCUUAUCAAAACAUCACAGCUGACAUGAUUGAUGCUGCUAUGAACUUUUGCGCUUAUGAGUUGGCCAUCAAGAACGUCAACUCUCCUUGGUGCGAGUCUUUGGACAAAGUCGAUGCUCAGAUAGUGGAGUAUGCUAACGACUUGAGGCAAUUCUGGAAGCGAGGCUAUGGUCAUAAAGUUAACAGAAUGUCCAGCUGUAUUCUCUUCCACGACGUGUUCAGUCGACUGGACAAAGCGGCUAGCCAGAGCAUGUCCGGCCAGAAGGUAACUGAAGCGGUGACAAUCCAAGUUGGCCACGGAGAGACCCUCCUCCCACUGUACACCCUUCUGGGCUUCUUUAAAGAUCAACAACCCUUGACAUCAACCAACUACGCAUUGCAACAUCAACGCGCUUUUCGCCCUAGCCUCACGCUACCGUACACGGCUAACCUGCUACUUGUGCUGUACGACUGUGGGCGAGGAGACUUCAGGUUGCAACCGCUCAUCAAUGAGAAACCGGUGACCUUCCCUGGUUUGACAGAGCGUCGGCCGGCAAACAUGCCAAUGUAUGAGGACGUCAAGGAACACUACAGGGAACUAAUCGGAGGCUGUGACUUCGAGAAGGAGUGUGAACUGUUCACUAGACAAAGUCAAUUUUCAAUCAAGGAUGCUUUGUAGAGGAUGCCAUCUCUUACAAAAGAAAACUGUUACACAAGUAGAAAUGUGUUGAAAGAACUGGGUGAUACAGGAAUAGGAAUAGUAUUGUAAUAGGAAUCAUAUUGUUCAUUACUAGUAGCUACACAUUUUUAUUGCCUUACCUCUUGUCAUGAAGUGUAAAGUCAUUUUUUCCCAUGACCAGCCUUGCCCCAAAAUAGGAAUUUUUGUAAAGUGUAUUUUAAUGAGGACAAAUAUCAAUUAACUUUAUAAAAACUUUUUUU
This is a messenger RNA of Corythoichthys intestinalis (scribbled pipefish), 2821 nucleotides long. Its product is annotated as multiple inositol polyphosphate phosphatase 1-like. The coding region runs from base 1158 to 2561 and encodes 467 amino acids. Gene Ontology annotation, molecular function: inositol phosphate phosphatase activity; acid phosphatase activity. The record is from RefSeq and is a predicted model, not a curated record. NCBI's taxonomy places the organism in Eukaryota, Metazoa, Chordata, Actinopteri, Syngnathiformes, Syngnathidae. The transcript has 6 exons.